Molecule: messenger RNA, 8851 nt
Organism: Phasianus colchicus (ring-necked pheasant)
Lineage: Eukaryota; Metazoa; Chordata; Aves; Galliformes; Phasianidae
Gene: ATG2B
Product: autophagy related 2B
Biological process (GO): autophagosome assembly; piecemeal microautophagy of the nucleus; autophagy of peroxisome
Cellular component (GO): phagophore; phagophore assembly site
Molecular function (GO): protein-membrane adaptor activity; phosphatidylinositol-3-phosphate binding
Source: RefSeq, a predicted model, not a curated record
CCUGCGGGCGCCUGAGGGCAGGCGGUGCCGCCCCAUCGGCCGUGCGAGGGGCGCCGGGGGAGCCCGGCUGCGGGUAAUCCGCGCUGAGGGGCGGGCCUGGGCCCGGCCGCUUCCGCGCACCCCAUCUCCGAGCGGCCGCCCCGGCCCCAUCCCCGUUCCGAUCCCGGCUCCCAGCGCGCAGCCACCAUGCCGUGGCCGUUCUCGGAGUCCAUCAAGAAGAGGGCCUGCAGGUAUCUGCUGCAGAGGUACCUGGGCCACUUCCUGCAGGAGAAGCUCAGCCUGGAACAGCUCAGCCUGGAUCUCUACCAGGGCACCGGCUCUCUGACGCAGGUCCCUCUGGACAAGUGGUGUCUGAAUGAGAUCCUGGAGUCUGCAGAUGCACCUUUGGAAGUCACAGAUGGUUUCAUCCAGUCAAUUUCUUUAUCUGUUCCAUGGGGGUCAUUGCUACAGGACAACUGUGCAUUAGAAUUAAAAGGAUUAGAGAUGGUCUUCAGGCCAAGACCAAGGCUUGCAUCUGGCUCUGAACCUAUGUAUUGGUCAAGUUUUAUGACCAGUAGUAUGCAACUUGCAAAAGAGUGUCUUAGCCAAAAAUUGACAGAUGAACAAGGAGAAGGGUCCCAGCCUUUUGAAGGACUUGAAAAAUUUGCUGAAACUAUUGAAACAGUACUACGAAGAGUGAAAGUUACCUUCUUAGAUACUGUUCUGCGAAUCGAACACGUGCCGGAGAAUUCUAAAAGUGGAACUGCACUUGAAAUUCGAAUUGAAAGAACUAUGUACUGUGAUGAAACUGCUGAUGAGUGCUCUGGAAUUAAUGUACAUCAGCCCACAGCUUUUGCUCACAAGUUACUUCAGCUCUCAGGUGUCUCUUUCUUCUGGGAUGAGUUUCCCGCAUCAACAAAGUCCUCCCCAGUCUGUUCAGCUACACAGCUGGCAACUGAACCAAAGCUUUCACCCAGCUGGAACCCAAAAAUCAAUUAUGAGCCUCAUCCACAAUUAACAAGAAACUUGCCAGAAAUUACUCCCUCUGACCCUGUACAGAUCAGUAAGCUGAUUGGUAGAAUUGAAUUGAGCCUAACAUUAAAGCAAAAUGAAGUACUUCCUGGAGCUAAGUUGGAUGUGGAUGGACAGAUAGACUCUAUACAUCUAUUUUUGUCACCCAGGCAAGUGCAUCUUCUAUUGGACAUGGUAGCAGCUAUUGCUGGACCAGAAAGCCUAAGCAGGAUAGAGUUGUCUAAUAAAGAUAGGAAGAACCGGCCAAUGCAACAGGAAGAUGAGUAUCGAAUUCAGAUGGAAUUGAAACGUUAUUUAAGAAAAGAGUCUUUAUCUGCAGGAGCCUCAUCUGAACAAAGCUUCUAUGAGACAGAAACUGCCAGAACGCCUUCUAGUCGCGAGGAAGAAGUUUUCUUCUCAAUGGCUGAAAUGGACAUGUCUCACAGCCUUUCUUCCCUUCCACCUCUUGGAGACCCUCCAACUAUGGAUCUAGACUUGUCUUUAACUAGUACAUAUACAAACACACCAGCAGGAUCUCCACUGAGCACAACAGUGCUUCAACCAACCUGGGGUGAUUUUCUUGAUCGUAACAAACAAGAACUACAGCCUCCAAGAAGUUCUUCACUUGCAGCCAAUGUGGUUCACCAGGCUUCCUUAAGGAAAGCGUCUAUUCCAUCCAGAUCUGUUUCUGUGGAUGAAUCCAGACCGGAGCUUCUUUUUAGACUCACAGUGGGAACUUUCUCAGUGUCUGUACUUCAUAUUGACCCUUUACCUCCACCUGAAAGUUCACUGAACCAUAACCCUUUGACACCAAUGGCUCGAGAUUUCUUUGCCCGAAUAGAAAAGAUUGAGCCAGUUAAGUUUGCAACUGAAGAUUUUCUGUCCUUCCGAGAAGUAUUUUCAGAAGCUUGUUCUCAUGAUCACCUUAGAUUUAUAGGUACUGGCAUCAGAGUGUCCUAUGAACAAAGACAAAGGUCUGCUUCUCGAAGUUUUAGUACGGAUUUAUCCAUUGGGAAUAUGGAGUUUCUAGAAUGUCUCUUUUCUACUGACUCUCAUUCCAUUCAGCCUCACUAUACAGAGCUGCUGACAUUUCGUUCUGAAGAAGAAAAUGAUUCUCAUGCUCUGCCAUGCCUUCAGCUUCACUAUAAGCAUUCAGACAAUAGAGGACCUCAGGGUAGUCAAGGCAGACUUAGUUCUAUUCCACAGAAAGCAGAGUUACAAAUAAAGUUAAGUCCAGUGUUUUGUGAGCUGGAUAUUAGUAUUGUGGACAGAUUAAAUUCCUUGCUUCAACCACAGAAACUAACUACAGUGGAAAUGAUGGCAUCUCACAUGUAUACUUCAUACAACAAACACCUAAAUCUGCACAAAGCAUUCACUGAAGUUUUUCUGGAUGAUUCGCAUACUCCUGCAAACUGUAGAGUUUCAGUUCAGGUCACUGCCCCUGCAUUGAAUUUGUCUGUUCGCUUCCCAAUACCUGACCUGCGGUCAGAUCAGGAAAGAGGACCAUGGUUUAAGAAGUCACUUCAGAAAGAGAUUCUUCAUCUUGAAUUUACAGAUAUAGAAUUUAAAACAGAGUUUGUAGGAGGCUCAACUCCAGAACAAGUUAAAUUAGAACUGACUUUUAAAGAGCUUACUGGUUCAUUUGAAGAAGAUAAAGCACAAGCGCCAGUAAAAUUUUUUCAAGUGUCUGGCGGUGUUGAUGGAGAUAUAACAUCAUCAGACAACUUUGAUUGGCCUCGGAUUGUAUUGAAAAUAAACCCUCUGGCUGUGCACUCCAUUCUGGAAAGGAUAGCAGCUGAGGAGGAGGAAGGAGAUGGUAACUUUCAGGAAGAAGAAGAAGGAGGGCCUCAUUCUUUGAAAGAUGUCUGUGAUAUUAGAAGACCAGAGCCUUCUCCUUUUUCUUCUCGUAGAGUCAUGUUUGAAAAUGAAGAGAUGGUGAUGCCAGGAGAUGUAGUUGAAAUGACUGAGUUUCAGGAUAAAACAAUUAACAAUUCUCAUUAUGUACUGGAGCUCAUGUUGCCAAACAUCCACUUGACAUUACCAAACAAAGGCUUUUAUGAAAAACUUUACAACAGAAUCAGCAAUGAUUUGCUGCUGUGGGAACCAACCGCUCCAUCUCCCGUAGAAACAUUUGAAAACCUUUCUUAUGGUGUUGGACUAUCUGUGGCCAGUCAACUCAUCAAUACUUUCAGUAAAGACAGCUUCAGUCAAUUCAAAUCUGCAGUUAAUUAUGAUGAUGAGAGUGGAUCUGAAGAGGAAACACUACAAUAUUAUUCCACUGUUGAUCCAAAUUAUCGCUCACGCAGAAGGAAAAAGCUUGAUUCUCAGAAUAAACAUUCACAAAGCUUUCUGUCUGUUCUGCUAAAUGUCACACAUGGAUUAGUGUCGAUAUUCACAGAUGUAAAGCAGGAUGAUGGAAAAACACUAGAAGGAAAAUAUGGAGAAUUCUGGUUGGAAUUCAACAAUGGUUCACUUUUCAGUGUGACUAGAUAUGAAGGUUUUGAAGAUAGACACUACGUUUGUCUCCAUUCUAGCAGCCUCAAUUUGUAUCAUCAAGGUAUGGUGGAUGGGGCCGUCCCUUCAUCUGAAAUACGACUGCCCAGCACAAUACGUCCCCAUUGGUUAGAACCUACUAUUUGUUUUUCGGAAGAAGAUGGUCUUAGUAGGACAUCUUCAGAUGGUGUGGGAGAGAACUGCCCAAAUAUGCUGACUGUUGCGGUCAAAAUCCAAUCAGAUAAAAUAGAGAGCAAUACAAAGGAAUUUCUAGUUGCUGUUGGGCUAAGAGGAGCCACCCUUCAACACAGAGUGUUGCCUUCAGGUCUAAGCUGGCAUGAACAGAUUUUAUAUUUUUUGAAUAUUUCUGAUGAGCCUGUUUUGGGAUAUAAUCCUCCAGCUACAGUUACAACUUUUCAUGUGCAUCUAUGGAGUUGUGCUCUCGAUUACAGGCCCGUGUAUUUGCCAGUCAGAUCUCUACUUACUGUUGAAACUUUCAGCAUUUCCAGCAGUGUUGCAGUCGAUAAAUCCUAUUCUACUCUCAGGGUAAUUUUAGAUGAAGCUGCUUUGCAUCUGUCUGACAAGUGCAACACUGUUAUGGUAAACCUCCAUAGAGAUUACGUUCGUGUUAUGGAUAUGGGCCUGCUGGAACUAACUAUUACAACAGUAAAAUCUGAUUCAGAUGGGGAAAGAACUAAACCACGUUUUGAGCUGCACUGUUCCAGUGAUGUAAUCCAUAUUCGCACCUGCUCUGAUUCAUGUGCUGCACUGAUGAAUCUUAUACAAUAUAUUGCAAGUUAUGGUGAUUUACAUCCUCCAAGUAAAACAGAGAUUAAAUGCGGAGUUAACAAGCCAAAAAUGAAGGUGGAGACCUUUAGUCAGCCCUCUUCACACGGGCCACUGCUCGCUGAAUCAGAGCAACAGAUUUUACGGGAUUUGAUGAGUGAUGCUAUGGAGGAAAUUGAGACUCAUCAGACUUCUGCUGUGAAGAUAGAGCCUAAUGGAGUUUUGGAUGACAGAUCUCAAACUCAGGAACCAUCUUGCUCAGAUCUCUUCCUGUUUCCAGAUGAAAGUGGAAAUGUCUCUCAAGAUUCGAGUCCCACUUAUGCUUCAUUCACUCAUCAUCUGAUAAAUGAAACCGUGGGAGAUGUUCCUGCAGAAAGUGAUGAUUUCUGCAUUCUUUUUGCACCAAAAGCUGCUGUUUCUGAGAAAGAAGAAGAACCAGUAAUAAAAAAACUGGUUGAUGAUGCAAUUUUGAUAAAGGAAAAUCAUUUCAGUCAGCCUGUGAAAAAAACAGAUGCAAGCAAAGCUCCCCUUCAUUUUCCUGUUCCUCUGGUACGCUACAUUGUGAAGGAAAUCUCUCUUAUUUGGCAUCUUUAUGGUGGAAGAGAUUUUGGGUCUGCACCACCAACAUCUCCAGCUAAAAGUUUUGUAAGUCCCCAUAGUUCUCCUUCUCAUACACCAACAAGACAUGGAAGGAGUACGGCUUGUGGGGGAAGAGGAAGAAACCCAGAUUUCCUCAUGGAAAUACAAUUAAGCAAGGUGAAAUUCCAGCAUGAAGUAUACCCACAAAGUGGUGCAGAAGGCGAAUCCGGUCUGUUGGAACAACCAGUGUCACGGCAGAUCUUUAUUGUUCAAGACUUGGAGAUCAGAGAUCGCUUAGCUACAUCACAAAUGAAUAAAUUUCUCUAUCUAUACUGUAGUAAGGAGAUGCCCAGAAAAGCACAUUCAAACAUGUUAACAGUUAAAGCGUUACAUGUCCGACCAGAGUCUGGCAGAUCCCCACAGGAAUGUUGUUUACGUGUUUCAUUAAUGCCACUUCGCCUCAAUAUUGACCAGGAUGCCUUGUUUUUCCUGAAGGACUUUUUCACUAGCCUCUCUGCAGAAGUAGAACUCUUAGUUACUCCAGAUCCUGAAGUUAAAAAGUCUCCUGGUGCUGAAGUUACUUGUAGUUUGCCAAGGUAUGCCAGUAGCCUUAAGGACCCAAGUCCAGUCAUUUCUUUCUCAUCACACAAGCAAACAAGUGAAAAUGGUAGCAUUGAUUCUAUGGAUGUCAUUAAUGGGGAUGAUCAUCGUUUCUCACAAGAAGUGACAUCAUACAGUGAUCAGCCAGUAUUUUUCAGAGAGUUUCGUUUUACAUCAGAAGUUCCGAUACGGCUUGAUUACCAUGGCAAACAUGUAUCAAUGGAUCAGGGGACACUAGCUGGGAUUCUUAUUGGGCUUGCACAGUUAAACUGCUCAGAAUUAAAGCUGAAGAGACUUUGUUAUAGGCACGGUUUAUUAGGUGUUGAUAAAUUGUUUUCCUAUGCCAUCAGUGAAUGGCUUAAUGAUAUAAAGAAAAACCAGCUGCCAGGAAUUUUGGGAGGAGUAGGACCUAUGCACUCACUAGUGCAGUUAGUUCAAGGUCUGAAAGACUUGGUGUGGUUACCAAUCGAGCAGUACCGAAAGGACGGCCGUAUUGUAAGAGGCUUUCAAAGAGGAGCAGCAUCUUUUGGUACUUCAACUGCAAUGGCAGCCCUGGAGCUAACAAACAGAAUGGUUCAGACAAUACAGGUGGCUGCAGAAACAGCGUAUGACAUGGUAUCACCAGGGCCAACUUUUAUUGAAACAAAAAAGAUUAAACGAUUCCCUCGCCAUCGUUUGGCACAUCAGCCAGUAGAUCUACGAGAAGGUGUUGCCAAAGCAUACAGUGUUGUAAAAGAGGGAAUUACGGACACAGCCCAAACCAUCUAUGAGACUGCUGCUCGUGAGCAUGAAAACAGAGGGGUAACUGGAGCAGUAGGAGGAGUCCUCCGCCAAAUUCCACCAACUGUGGUGAAACCUUUCAUUGUUGCAACAGAGGCAACCUCAAAUGUUCUAGGUGGAAUGAGAAACCAGAUCAGGCCAGAUGUGCGUCAAGAAGAGUCUCAGAAAUGGCGCCUUGGGGAAGACUGAAUUUAUAAAUGAGGCUCAGCAGCCAGCUAGCAAGGCUAGAAAUGCAGAAGAUGUUCCCAUUGGCAGCCUUAGAUGAAGCUGAAUUUGUUUUGCUCAUCUCAGGAACAAGCAAGGUUUUUGCCUAUUGUUAGCAAAACAUCCAACCAAAAAUAUUUACAAAGUGGAAAGCAAAUUGGUACUUGCUUAUGCUGUGUGUUACCAGUACAUUUGGUAGAUAGUGCCAAACAUAACAAAGCAUGCGCUGCCAACUCAAGAGACAUGCUCGCUCUAUUCCGUUUACCAUAUUUUUCUUGGUAGAUAAAACAUCUAAAGCAGCAGCCUAUAUGAUGAAACUAAGUAUACUUCAGAAAUGGUUUUUGAACAAAGUCAAGAAACUGUCUUCAAUAAAGGGCUCUGAAGAUGCUCUUCACUGACUAAAAGAUAACAGCUUUCAUUUUGGAUUUGAGAUACGGAGGCAUGUAAUAUGGAAGCAGAUAUGAUAAUAUCAUUUAGUGAUCGUAAGCAUUGCUUUUAGUGUGGCACUUAAGGAGCAAUCUUGAUAACCAUUCAGAAUUUAAAUUCAGUGUUGAUACACCUGUGAACAGGAUUUGUUUCUCAAUAUUAAAUACCUACUUCUGUGGGUCUUUGAAGAAACUGAAUGUUGCAGAAAUGUUCUCUUGUGUUGCACUUUAAAGAAUAUGGCCUGUAUAUUGUGCUUUUUUAUAGUGUGAAUAAAAUGUAAUGUGCAUUAUCCUUUAUGUGGUUAAAAGCUUAAAUAAGUAAUUGAUAAAAAGCAUCAUUUGAUGAUGAUUCUACAGAAAGUGUCUUAAAUUUAUUUAAACUGCUUGUUAUAUGUAAAAACACUCUUCUGUUACACUAAUUACAAAGCUAAAAAUAACUGUUCUUCAAAAAAACAGCAGUUAAAUAUUCUAACGAAAAGUUCUUUGUAAGAAUGAGAAAUUCUAAGUAAACCCAAAUUAUUUUAUAACAUCAUGGUUAAAAUUCUCUACAAAAUUAAUUAUCUUCUUUUAUUUAAGGUUACAAAGUUGCUGCUCUUAACAAGACUUUUUUUUGUAAUUUAAAUCAUGCAUCAUCAGUUAUUUGGCAGUGAGCAUUUGGAGCCAUUUAAUUUGAACUGGGAAUAGUUGAGGAUUUGAAAAACAAAAACCUUCAAAAAUCAAAGUUGAUUCUGACACUCUUUACUGUUUAAUAGGGAAACAGGGUCUCUGCAGAGCUUUAGUAAGCCACUGAUAGUGCACCGUUUCUGGGAAAUUAAAAAGCUAGACACUAGCUGUGCAGGAAUAAACCUUUAUUCCUUGUACUUGCAAAGACUGGAGGAUAACAAGUAAAAACUUCUUUGAAUAGAAAACUACUUAUUUUGAAUUUCAGCAAUUAAUAGUUUGGGUGACCAAUUGGAACAUUAGUUUUUGUCAGUCCUGUUGUUGUCCUGCAGAUACGCCAUGGACAAAUCUCGGCUGAAAGGUGCUUUUUGUUUGACUUGAAUCUCUAAGGAUGAUCAGAAGGUAGUCUCCUUCUUUCUCUUUUUCUUUUUUUUUUUUUUUUUUUUUUUAAAUAAUCUGCCAUUAGCAGAAACUUUGCUGAUAUACUGUAUUGCAGAACAAAAGUAGCAUAUGAAGGAAAACAAUAUAAUAUUAAGAUGAAUAGGCAUUAACUAGUUGCUCCUGGACACCAAAGAGUUUGUGUGGAGGGUAAAUGAUUUGUAAGAGAGAUCCCCUCUGCUGGAAUGACUAUUGCAGACUGCUUUUAUUAUUUUUAAUAAAAGACAUUUAUUUGCAAGCAAGUUCUUACGUGGGUGGAAGGUGCUAUUACAAAGUUGGCUUUCAUUCACUGGACUCUUCAUAGUUGUAUGUUUUGAAGACCUGAUAAUUUCAUUUAAGCAACAUGAUGUAAGCAGAAGGAAAUCCUUCUGAGAGGACAAAUACCUAAGUAUGUGCAAUAACUCCAUAUAUGAAAUACUUUAUGAUGUAAAAAUACUUGUUGCAGUUCAUACUUUUCUUCAGUAAUGUUAUUAAAUGCUUCAGUAAGAGCUAAAAGCUGAGCAUUUUGCACAGGAAUGAGUUCCAUGCUUGCUAUUCCACACCUCCUGAAUGCCUUCUGAAGAAGUGGUAAUGAAUCAGUGCAAGUAAGUAGCAAUUAAUCAUUUUCAAUUACAGUUUCUAUACUACAUCCUUUCUUCUGGUCUAGUUCAUCUAGUUAAUGGAAGUACACUGUAACAGUGUAAAUCUGCAUGUUUUCUUCCUUUUUGACAUUGCUUAAAAGAAGCAUUGGCAUUUCAGUGUUCAUUUUCCAUUCUGUCAUCAUCUGAUUGUACAGGAGUGCAGUUUGAACAUAUUUUUAUACGAGGGCAUGCUCUCAAGGUAAAACAUUUUAUAGAGUGUCUGUUGACAAUACAGAUUGUACAAAUUAUUAAACUUUAAACGUUUCACUAUUUAAA